AUGGAAUGUGCAACGAUGAGUAAUUAUUCGAAUGAACAUUAUGAAGAUCAGCGACAACAAUCAACGAACGAAUUCUCAAAUAGUAGCAGGGGCGACAACAACGAAGAAGAACAGACACAACAACAACGUAUGAAUUGGCUCAAAAAACAACUAGAGAUUGAACUCAAAGUAAAAGCGGGUGCCGAAACAAUUUUGAAUACUUACAAUGGCCAAAGAAAGGAAACAUAUAAGAAGAUGUGUGAUGAAGCUCAAAUAUUAUUAAAAGAUGCGAAAGCUAAAGCCGAUCAUAUAAGAUUACAAAUGAAACGAUUAGAAUCGGAAUCUCAAAAGGAUUCAACCGACAUAUCUAGUCGUGGUGAUCAUGAAGAGAAUCCAACCCAACAAAGAAUUAAUUGGCUCAAGAAACAACUCGAGAUUGAACUUAAAGUGAAAGCCGGUGCUGAAACGUUGUUAAAUACUUAUAAUGGUCAACGUAAAGAAUCUUCACGCAAAAUGUGCGACGAAGCUCAAAUACUUUUGAAAGAUGCAAAAGCCAAAGCUGAGUACAUACGAUUACAAAUAAAACGAUUAGAAUCGGGAUCAUUAGCGACUAAUAAUUCAGAUGACAUAACUCGAAAGUCGUCAGCAUUAUGGCCUCCCGAGCAACACGUUGAAGAAAUUCAGCAUCAUUUAUCAAUUGAACAAACGAUGAAGAAAGGAGCAGAGAAUGCUGUCAAGGCGUUGAAGCAAACUGGUGCAAGAAAAGAAGCAUUACUCGAAGCACAUCAUACACUAUUUGAAAGCAAACAACGUAUAGCAUUACUAGAAGAAUCAUUACGACGAAGACUGAAACUUCAAGAUCAAAAUGACCAUCAACGAAGACAAUCAGCGGCAAUAAAUGAAAAUAUUUCUGGGGAUCCAUCCGCAUCUUAUAUCGGUUCAUUACCAAAACCAGCACCUGUCACAGGAAAAUUAGAAGUUCGACUACUAGGAUGUCAAGAUUUAUUUGAAGAUGCAUUAUCACCGGCUGUUAGUAAACGUGAUAGUUUUGGUAGUCCAGAUAACAAAUAUCGUACAGUCAAACUAAUACCAGGAAAAAAUGAGUUAUCAAAUGAAAUAAAUGCCAUAUUACGUUUGGAUAAUGUUCGUGUUGUUGAAACUGGCUAUAAACCUUGUAGUCAGCAAGCAUGGGAUCAACGUUUCACAAUUGAUUUAGAUCGAGCUCGGGAAUUAGAAAUCAAUAUAGUCUGGCGUGAUUAUCGCAAUAUGUGUGCGAUUCGUUUUUUACGUUUAGAAGAUUUUAUAAAUCAAAAUGAUAUUAGUGGAAUGAUUAUUCAUCUCGAACCUCAAGGAGUACUAUUUGCAGAUAUCAAAUUCAUCAAUCCCUUAGUUAAACCAGCACCAAAACUGAAACGACAAAAGAAACUAUUCACGAAGCGGAAAGGACGAAAUUUACCUCGUCCAAGUCAUAUGCGUAUUGACGUCACAUUGUGGUACAGAUUGAUAACAAAGGGAGUAAUAACACCAAAUUGUUAUGAUGCAAAUUCAACGGUGUCACCAAACAGUCCAUCACAUUCUGCCUAUGAGUUAUACGAUCAAAGAAAUGAUACAGCAACAAGUUUAUCACCAAAUUCUUCCAUUUACAUAGCAUCAACUAAUCAAAAUUCGCAACUAGACGAGGAUCAAUCAUCUGUGGUUGCACCCUACGUACGAAGAAUACAUACAACGAAAGAAGUAAAAACAGUUCCUUAUCCACAAGAGUCUUUUACACCUGUUAACAAUGGUUUAUCGUCUCAAAAUAAACAAGUGUUACAACCUACGUCGUCAACAUCGAGUCGCGGUAACGUUCCUCCACCUGUCGCUCCUAAACCAUCGUGGCUUCGUACUACGUCAUCAAAUCAACCUCCGCCUCCAAUAUAUCAUCCUCUAUCCAAUGUGGAUCGUGUUCACUUAGGUGAUGUUCGUCAUUCUCAAUCAGUUGAGAACUACAUGAUCCAACCACAACUACCAUCCUCUGAACAAAACUAUGUUAUCCAACGCCAGCCAUCGUCAGCGUCGUCUCCAUUUAAUCGCUCAUCAUCGAUGAUUCUAUUAUCGUCAACCGAUCGUCUUCCACAACAACAGCCACCUUCUAAUCAGCAGCAGCCACAGUCAACCAUUAUGAAAUUGGCCGACUCCUUAAAUCAACAAACUGUAGAGGAUAAACAACGACCACAAGCAGUGCAACCAAUUUUGAAACAUUCUAAUAGUUUAGAUAGAACGACAAAUGGAAGAAAAAAAUCAUUAUCUACAGACAAAAGAUUUCCAAAAGGUGUUGUUAUUGACGCAUUUCGACUUGUUAGUGUGCUCGGGAGAGGUCAUUUUGGAAAAGUGAUAUUAGCUGAAUAUGUAUCUCGUAAAGGUGAUUAUUAUGCGUUGAAAGUAUUGAAAAAAGGUGACAUAUUAGCACGUGAUGAAGUUGAAAGUUUAAUGUCGGAAAAACGUAUAUUUGAAGUUAUUAAUCGUUCUCGUCAUCCAUUUUUAAUUAAUUUGUAUUCAUGUUUUCAAACACGUGAUCAUGUUAUAUUUGUUAUGGAAUAUGCUUAUGGUGGUGAUUUAAUGAUGCAUAUUCAUCAAGAUGUAUUCGAUGAACAACGAUCGUGUUUUUAUGCGGCUUGUGUCGUAUUAGGUUUAGAUUUUUUACAUCAAAAUAAAAUUGUGUAUAGAGAUUUAAAAUUAGACAAUUUAUUAUUGGAUAAAGAAGGUUAUCUCAAAAUUGCUGAUUUUGGUUUAUGUAAAGAAGGCAUUGGCUACGGUGAAAAAACAAGUACAUUUUGUGGCACACCAGAGUUUUUAGCCCCAGAAGUGUUAACCGAAUCCUCUUAUACACGAGCUGUUGAUUGGUGGGGUUUGGGUGUUCUUAUUUACGAAAUGCUUGUUGGUGAAUCUCCGUUUCCUGGCGAUGACGAAGAGGAAGUGUUUGAUAGUAUUGUCAACGACGAAGUCAAAUAUCCAAAAUUUUUAUCAGUUGAAGCAAUCACAAUUAUGAAAAGAUUAUUAAGAAAAAAUGUCAAUCAUCGACUUGGAGCGAGUGAAAGAGAUGCCGAAGAUGUCAAACGACAAUCAUUUUUUAAGCAUAGUGCCGAUGACGUCAGUAAUUUUGAUUCUGAGUUUACAAGUGAAGAACCCAUAUUAACACCAGCCAAAGAUCCACGACCAAUUCGAGAACAAGAUCAAUCAAAUUUUGUUGGUUUCGAUUAUGUUACCGAUUGGUGA
This is a messenger RNA of Didymodactylos carnosus, 3234 nucleotides long. The record is from the annotation of a GenBank genome assembly. NCBI's taxonomy places the organism in Eukaryota, Metazoa, Rotifera, Eurotatoria, Philodinida, Philodinidae.